This is a messenger RNA of Pistacia vera, 1517 nucleotides long. Its product is annotated as pyruvate decarboxylase 2-like. The record is from RefSeq and is a predicted model, not a curated record. The transcript is spliced from 7 exons. Bases 1 to 1374 code for a protein of 457 amino acids. Gene Ontology annotation, molecular function: thiamine pyrophosphate binding; magnesium ion binding; carboxy-lyase activity. Lineage: Eukaryota; Viridiplantae; Streptophyta; Magnoliopsida; Sapindales; Anacardiaceae.
AUGCGGGUGAGUUCCAAUUGCAAUACGGCGAUUGGAUGGUUGGUUGGUGCAAACUUUGGUUAUGCGCAGGCUGUGGUGAAUAACUUGGAAGAUGCGCAUGAAUUGAUCGAUACUUCUAUAUCAACUGCUUUGAAAGAAAGCAAGCCUGUUUAUAUCAACAUCAGUUGUAAUUUGCCUGCUAUUCCACAUCCUACUUUUAGCCGUCAACCAGUUCCAUUUUCACUUCCCCCCGGAUUGAGUAAUCAAAUGGGGUUAGAGGCUGCAGUUGAUGCAGCAGCAGAGUUCUUGAACAAGACAGUAAAACCAGUGUUGGUUGGUGGACCAAAACUGCGAGUGGCCAAGGCAUGUGAUGCCUUUCUGGAGCUUUCUGAUGCUUGUGGUUACCCCCUUGCGGUGAUGCCAUCGGCAAAAGGGCUAGUACCAGAAGACCACCCUCAUUUUAUUGGAACUUAUUGGGGUGCAGUGAGCACAGCUUUUUGCGCUGAAAUUGUGGAAUCUGCCGAUGCUUAUUUGUUCGCUGGACCCAUAUUUAAUGACCUUAGCUGUGUUGGGUACUCUCUUCUUCUGAAGGGAGAGAAGGCGAUUAUUGUCCAGCCUGAUCGCGUGAUUAUUGGGAAUGGACCUUCAUUUGGAUGUGUUUUGAUGAAAGACUUCCUAAAAGCACUUUCAAAGCGGCUCCAGCGCAAUACUACAGCUUAUGACAAUUACCACAGGAUUUAUGUUCCUGAGGGGCAACCUCUGAAGUGUGAACCCAAAGCGGCAUUGAGGGUGAAUAUUGCAUUCCAACAUAUACAAAAGAUGCUGUCUAGUGAAACUGCUGUGAUUACUGACGCAGGAGACUCUUGGUUUGACUGCCAGAAACUUAAAUUGCCAAAGGGAUGCGGGUUUGAGUUCCAAUUGCAAUACGGGUCGAUUGGCUGGUCGGUUGGUGCAACUCUUGGUUAUGCGCAGGCUGUGCCCAAUAAGCGUGUCAUUGCUUGUAUUGGAGAUGGUAGCUUCCAGAUGACCGCACAAGAUGUAUCAACAAUGCUGCGAUGUGAGCAGAAGAGUAUCAUCUUCCUGAUUAACAAUGGUGGUUACACCAUUGAAGCUGCGAUACAUGAUGGACCUUACAAUGUGAUAAAGAACUGGAACUACACUGGGUUGGUUGAUGCAAUCCACAACGGCGAGGGCAAGUGCUGGACUGCCAAGGUUCACUGUGAGAAGGAGCUAAUAGAAGCAAUCGAGGAAGCUACUGGAGGCAAGAAGGAUUGCCUCUGCUUCAUUGAGGUAAUUGUUCACAAGGAUGACACUAGUAAAGAGCUCCUGGAAUUGGGCUCCAGGCUCUCUUUUGUCAAUAGCCGCCCACCAAACCCUCGAUAUUCUUGGGCUUGAAUCCUUAAACUAGAAGUUAAUGAUGUUUUCCUUCUUCCAUUUAAAUAACAAUGGCAAGCGACGAGGACAUUUUGUGCUGAUGAUAUGUACCCGAUCCUUUUACUUGAUUUCUCUAGUUUUGUUGUGUAUGAAUACUUCAUUCU